Molecule: messenger RNA, 751 nt
Organism: Plodia interpunctella (Indianmeal moth)
Lineage: Eukaryota; Metazoa; Arthropoda; Insecta; Lepidoptera; Pyralidae
Exons: 3
Coding region: 182-727 (181 amino acids)
Source: RefSeq, a predicted model, not a curated record
GCAAAUCCCUAGGAAACACAGACUUUCUAACCUUACCUAUUGCACAGUGUACACCUACAUUCUCUCUCUCAUUUCUCUCCUCGUCCUCAUUCACAUUUUUUAUUUUUUCGUUGAUCAAUCUGUAGGUACCAUAUAAUUCAGAUAAUAUAAUUAGAUUACGUGAUAGUGUUAUUUCAGAACUAUGAGUAAUUCUAGAGGUAAUAUAUCUAGAAAACGACCACAAAAGCAUCAAAAUAAAACAGCAUUCAAAAAUGAUUUACAUGAUACAAGUCAUAAAACAAAAUUAUUAAAUUCAUUGGAAAUAACAGGAGUUUGCAAAAGAUGCAAGGAUAUAAUAGAUUGGAAAAUAAAAUACAAGAAAUACAAACCUUUGACAGCACCCAAGAAAUGCGUAGGAUGUGAUCAAAAAGUUAUUAAACAUGCAUACCAUUUAUUAUGUUGUAAAUGUGCUGCUGAGAAAAAUGUUUGUGCAAAGUGCUGUAAACCAUUUGAAAAUGAAGAGAAAGAAGAAGUUGAAUGCCCUACUGAUAUACAACAAAUGCUCAAGGGAAUUCCUGAAAGGAAGCGUCGUAGUGUGUUGAGGUACAUUAACAAACAAGGUGGAGAACAGAACAAAAUCACCACAGAUAUGAUGUUAUAUAUUGAAAAUAUAUUGGAAGGAGUAGAUAAGCUGCAAUUAGAAGAUGAUCUUGAUAAUUUUGAUUCUGAUGAUGGAGAAGAAACAUAAAAAUAUAUAUAAUUAUAACUAUUA